UUAAAAAUGACACAAAAUAUUCAAACAAAUAAAACGUAAUUUUUUAGUUCCAAAGAAAUUAGAUCAGUUGUGAAAUAACUUAUAAUAAAUAAUUGAAAACAAAAUAAAGUUAAUACAAAUCAAUUACUCUAAAACAUAUAUUUCGUAUAAUAUUUAAAAAUAAACAAAGUUUCAUAAUUAUGUAGAAUUCAUUAUUACGCGGCAAAACUUGCGCCAAUUUAUUUACAAGAAAAAAAGAAGAGAACUUUUAAAAUGGCAAAAUUAAGAAAACCGACAUCAAAUGUAGAAAAAGAAAAGGUAAAAGUUGAAAACGGUAAGAUAACAAAAUCUAAGCUAAGUACCGAAGUCCCUAAGAUGAGAAAACCACAAGAAAAAUUGCGUUCCCCUUUGCGAGGGCAUCAAUCAAAUUUAGAGAAUUUCUCUUUUGCUACUACGCCAUUCAUGAGAAAUUCCAAUCUUAAGUUCACCUCCACACCUAUGAAUGUUGAAGACAACACCAAGUCCAAUGGGAGGGCAUUGGGAAGUAAAUUUGUUUCUAGAUUGGCACUCAGUCCGAUCUUUAAAAAUGUUUGCAAUACAAAGCAGAGGAGUAAUGAAGAGAACUCACCGGAAAAGAACGGGAAAUUUGGUAAAGAUAAUCUUCGGAAAAGGGACACGGAAGUCUCUAAGGUCGAUAAUAAUGUCAAUCCAGAUAUAGAAAGGAACGCUUCACUUUCCAACAAUUCUGCAAUCAUGGGAGACACGGAUUCUUCAUCAAGUAGACAGCGGGUUCUAUUGUGUACGAUGGAUAGUUCAAAUGAGACAUCGGGUUCAAAAUGUAAUUCUUUGGAACAGGGAAGAACAAAGACCCCAAAGAAGCAUGCAGUUAAUGAAAACCUAGACCACGGCUCUGACAAUACGCAAUCUAAUUAUGACAAAAACAAUUACCUGCUUAAACGCCUCCGUUCCGACUGGUCAAGCACAAUAGUUGAUCAAGAAACUACAAAUGUCGGUGAAAAUGCCCAUAACUCAACGAGAAGAACCAAAAAGAUUGAUGACACUAAAUGUGUUUCUGUGUUGGAACUCAGUCCAAUUUCUAAAAAUAAUUGCAACACAAAGAAGAAUAUUAUGAAAAACUCCACAAAAAAUAAUGAAGAAUCUGAAGGCUCAACUCAUAAGAGGCCUAUCAGAAAACCAGAGAAAACAUGUACAGAGAGUUCUGAGAAAGUCCAGAGUACAUCUAAUAAGAGAGCUAUCAGUAGGCCAAGGAGAACUUCAUGUAUUGAAAAUUCUGAAAAACUGAAAAAUAGGCUAAGUGUUCAAUUAAAUACAACUGAAAGUUCAAGCGAGUCAAUCAGUUCAGAAUCUGACUCUGAUUCUGAAUGGAGAAGCACAAAGAAAGUCAAGAAGCAAGUAGUCGUUAAAAAAAAUCCAAAACGCGGUAAUUCUUCCUCUAGCCCUGACGCUUUAUCUCAAUAUCGCCAGGAUUCAGACAGUAGCAAAAACAAUCACUUACUUAAACGCCUUCGUUCCGAUUGGUCAAGCACAACAUUUGGAGAAGAAACUACAAAUGUCGAUCAAAGAUCACGUACCACAUCCAAAAGAACCGAAAAUAAUGAUAUUAGCCGAGAGGUUAGGCAAAACAUCUGUAGUAAACUGCGUGUUCAUUUGAGGCGGAGUACUAUUGACACCAAAUCUGCACCUGAACCUAAAACAAAUGUAAAUCCUAAACUGCGACGUAAAUCCUGUUAUGAUAACUCACUUGCAAAUUACCUAAAAUCCAAUGGCACACAUGCAACUUCCGGGGACAAUUCUUUAACUCAAAACCGUACUCCAAAUAACAAUCAAAUCCAGAGGAAGCAAAUCAAUAAAAGGAAACUCACUCCUCUUAUAGAAAUGAGUCUAGAAGACAUAGAUAUUUCUUCUUCUGCAAAUAGAAAACUUUCGGAUACACCAAAGGUUGCUACUCGGUCGAGAAGCAAUAGCAAUGGCAUCGAAGAAGGAUACUCAAGUUCAGCAGAGUUCCAAAGUGACGAUGAGACAAAUAAUCGAAGUCGUUCGAAGCGAGCUCCAACUUGGAGAGACUUGUUGAAUAAAUCAGGGGAACCGCCGGUCGAGAGAAAAAAAAGAUCCCCAGUAGUUAGACUUCAGAGGUCAAAUUUAAAGGGUUUUGAGGUUCCGAAAAAUUUGGCUAAGAACAAUGUUGUUAAAUCACAACAAAAAGAAAAUGAAACUAAUCCCGUAGAAGAAGAAAGUGCCACUGAAGUACCUCUGAGCAUAAAUAUGAAAGCGAAUGCAGUCCCAAGUAAGGAGAAGGAAAAGGAUGAUGUUGCAUUUGAAGCAUUUAAACAAAUCCAUGACAAUGGAGAACAAUACCAGAACGCAGUGCAAGAAGUUAGCGUUUGCGAAGAAAGUACCGCCGCCUCAUCACCACAACAAAACCUUUUGGGGGAAACACAUUUUGGCAAAAAUACAAGUUCUUCUCUUUUACAAAAUAAAAAUGAAAAUGGCAAUGACACAGAAAAAUAUGAAACAAUUGAUUUAAGAUGUCCAGUGAAAUUCUUUCAUUCUCGCUUAGAAAAUUCAGUUUCCCAAGCCAAACCUCAACAAAAUCCCAAACAGACAAGAUCAUCCAAAAGAAAGAAAAAACAAGAAAGUGUUUACGAGUUCCUAUCACAAUCUUCAUCAGAAUCAAAUAAUCCAGUUGAUGAUGUUAUUCAAAAGAUGAUCAAAUCUGGAAAAGCAGUUGUUGCUAAGCACAAAAAAGGCACUGGUAUGAAUGUUGUACCAAGAAAAAAAGCGAAGCCUAGAGUUGUUCAGAAGAAAAAACCAAUAAUAACCGAAGAAAUAAAGCAGAAGCCGCCAAAGCCUAUAGCAGAAAAGUCACCAGUUCGGGAACCACAACAACAAGAAAAACAUCAGCAACACGAUAAUUUUGAUAAUGGUUUACAAUUUGAUGAUGAUUUUCAUUUUGACGAUGGUGGAAAUGAGGAGCAAGUGCGAGAUCAACGCGGGUUCAGCAAUUUAGCUCGAUCGGCAAUGAUCAAACAAGCUGGUCGAAUCCAAAAACCCCUUCAAAGAAAAUCCAUCACGGAUAAGAAGAAACUUCUUGCAAUGGCAAUGCAUUUUGUAAACCAAUCAACACCGAUUCGAAUGACCCCCCAACCAAUGAGUGCACCUCAAUUCUCGCCAUUACCGGGAAACAAAUCACCAUGGCGAGUAACCGAUGAAAAAUUGCCAAAUCUCUUCUAUCUUGGGCGAGAUUCAAAUAAUUUGCCGUCUUUUUCGUCCGAUUACAUUCCAAUGACGCCGUCCAAAAAUAAAUCCAAAUCGUUGUCGUCGUUCUCUUCGAAUGAUUCCAAUGGCGAGAAUACAGCUCCACCUGGUACUAACACCAUUACAAAUGAAGCCAAUAUGCAAGCUUUGACAAAUACCCGAAAAGCGUUGAACUACCGAAGUCCCUUGAAGCCAAUAAAUAUAAUUGAUGUAGUAAAUUUGCCUCCCCUGGCAUUACACUCGUACGGAAAGCAGUCCAAUGAUACAUCGAAAAAUAGUUCCAAAUCGAAAGAAGCUAAUCACAUCUCAAUUAAUAAUACGAUUUCAAAAGAAACUAACCACAGCUCAAUUAACAAGACCGCUAGAAAUAUAUUGGGAGACAUUUCAACUCACAACUUAAACAAUAACUCAAAAAAUAGCUCAAAUCAAUCAAAAAAUAAUUCCAAAAAUAGUUCAAAUCAAUCAAAAAAUAAUUCAAAUAAAAGCUUACAUCAAUCGAAAAAUAGCUCAAAUAACAACUCGCACCGAAGCUCAAAUAAUUCUAAGAUUGAUAAUGUUUUCGAUGAGAACACAGUGAAUCAGUCUCAAAACUUAUGUAAUUCCAGUGACGAUAUUCAAAAGAAUAAUGCAAAAGACUUGUUUGGUUUUGAGGAACUAAUUGAUGACAGUGAGAGUAAUUCGAAAAACGUUAACGUUGACAAAACCAUAUUACCGAAUAAAAAUGUGCUCAAGGAAAGGCUGGAACGUCUCAAGCAGUUGCGACCUAAUACACCAGUGGUAAUUCCAAAUAAAAACGAACGCAUUAAACCAGUAUUUGAUAAUGUUGGUCCUCAACAAAGAACCCUCAAGCAAAUGUUGUGCUCGACUAUGAUCGAUAAGAACCAAAAUAAUCAUAGUUUUAAUGAUACUGGUGAUAUGUCUAAUCUAUUUAAGGAUUUAGAACCCGAAACCACUUUUGAUGAAUCGCUACCUAGACGAACGUACAACAGACAGUUCAAGAGAAAGCGCAAAGCAGUUUCUAACUUUGCAACUUUCAUAGACAGUGAUGUAUCAGAAGACGAAGAAGAAGUGGAGAAACGACCCAUCAAAAACUACAAAGCAAGACCUAACAAGCGUAAAAAAACUGAUACCGAAAUGAAAAAGUUCGUAAAUGAAUUCAAUGAAAUGUGCAAAGAAGUUGGCCAAUAUGAACUCAUAGUCGAAUAAAUGCAGUAUUGAGUUUUUUCUAUUUUACUUAUACAACAGUUUCUUAUUUUAUACACAAAGUGUGGUUAUUUUUUUUAUUGUCAUACUAAAUUUAUUAUUUGUUAUUUUUGUUUGUAUUUUUUUUAUUUUUAUAUAAUUUAAAUUUGUAAAAAAUAUAACUACGUAUUGAUUGAUUCAAUAUUUUACAUUAUUGCCUUUGAAAUCUUGUUUCCAUACACUACACAUGUAUUUAGAGAAUGGCAAACAUUUGCAGAGUUCAAUGGAAAUCGUAGUGAUCGACGCACGGCAAGCUGCAUGGGGAAAGAUACAUAAUUUUAUUCGCAUUUAUAACGUCGUGUCGUAUCAUCACCAGUGGACAUGUGGUUCUCCUUUUAUUAAACAAAAGUAUUUUAUGUAAUUAGGAAUUUAAUAAGUUUUUCUUGCGAUUUAGAACUAUGUAUGUUAAAAAGUGUAAUUUUAAUAAAAAAAAUAUAAUGUAUAUAUAUAUAUAUAUUAAAUUCUCGAUUAUUUAAAACCAAAUAAACAAAGUCCGUCUUUACAAAGUAUUA
This is a messenger RNA of Eupeodes corollae, 5009 nucleotides long. It is a transcript of the gene dmt, whose product is annotated as protein dalmatian. The coding region runs from base 253 to 4461 and encodes 1402 amino acids. The transcript is spliced from 6 exons. NCBI's taxonomy places the organism in Eukaryota, Metazoa, Arthropoda, Insecta, Diptera, Syrphidae. The record is from RefSeq and is a predicted model, not a curated record.